Molecule: messenger RNA, 3657 nt
Organism: Cydia pomonella (codling moth)
Lineage: Eukaryota; Metazoa; Arthropoda; Insecta; Lepidoptera; Tortricidae
Gene: Plod
Product: procollagen-lysine,2-oxoglutarate 5-dioxygenase
Exons: 13
Coding region: 486-2684 (732 amino acids)
Biological process (GO): peptidyl-lysine hydroxylation
Cellular component (GO): endoplasmic reticulum
Molecular function (GO): L-ascorbic acid binding; procollagen-lysine 5-dioxygenase activity; iron ion binding
Source: RefSeq, a predicted model, not a curated record
GCGGUUUGUUCUACACGAAGCGUAAACGAUUGACUACGCACCCAGUGACGCAACGUCAGAUUCAGAAAAUGACACUUUGACAAUCGAUGUUAUUGUAUUGCUAAAAUUAAGAUAAAUGUUUGUAAACUUUAUAAUUACGGUACCUAUAGGUGAUGUACAAGAAUGAUGUAACGUCGGUAUUAUCGUGGACUACUUCCUGUGCAGUCUAUAACAUUUUAUACAAUGAAUAUAAUUGAAAGCAAGCGUAAUUUGAAUAUUGUCGGACGAUUGUAUCUCAGCAGUUAAUAUUAAUGAUUAUCGACAUUAGGUAUUGUAGGACUGAAACUGAGUGUGAGCUUAUCGGCGGCGGGAAGCGGGAACGCGUAUCUGGAGCACGAUCGCGGUAUCCGCGUAGCCCAAGUCUUUUUUAGUCGCGUUGGUUUACGAGCUUCAGUUCAGUUUAUGUUAGUGACUCGCCCGGUGCGGAAGUCUGUCUGACUUUUGGAAUGGGCGCUUCUGGAAACAUGACAACGUUCAGAGGGAUAUUUAUUGUAAUACUACUAUGUUAUGGCCUGGUGUAUGGAAAGGAAAAUGUCAAAGUGGUCACAGUUGCAACGGAGGAUAACCAUGGCCUGCAACGCUUCCUGUACUCAGCCAGUGUUUAUGGCAUUGAGGUGAAGGUGCUUGGUAAAGGAAAAGAAUGGACUGGUGGUGACAUGAACUAUGCGGGUGGUGGCCAGAAGAUUAACUUACUUAAAGACUACAUCAAUCAGCUCAAGAAAGAAGGGGACAAUGAGCAAAUCAUUCUUUUCACAGACAGUUAUGAUGUCAUGUUCCUGGGGCCUGUAGAAGAGAUUCUCAAGAAAUUUAAAUCAUUUGAAAACACCAGAGUGCUUUUUUCUGCUGAGCAGUUCUGUUGGCCAGAUGUGAAGCUUGCAAGCAUGUAUCCAAAAACUGAGGUUCCUAGCCCAUACCUUAAUUCCGGAGGAUUCAUAGGGUAUUUGCCUGAACUCUUGGAGAUAGUAAAUUACAAACCUAUCAAUGACAAAGAUGAUGAUCAGCUGUAUUAUACUAAAGUGUAUUUGGAUAAGACUACACGGCAAUCUCUAAAAAUCUCACUUGACCAUGACUCAGCCAUAUUCCAAAAUUUAAAUGGAGCUUUAUCGGAUGUUCAGCUGACUGCCAACUCUACAGAAGAAAAAUGGCCUUACAUUACAAAUGUCGCCACGAAGCAGCAGCCGCUGAUUGUUCACGGUAACGGCCCUUCCAAGCUCACCCUCAAUCAUUUGGGCAACUACUUGGCCAAAUCCUGGUCGGCAUCUGAGGGUUGUGCAUUGUGUAGUACCAAGAAGAUAAAACUUAAGGAAGAAGAAUUACCGUCAGUUAUGCUGGCCGUAUUCAUCGAGCAACCUACACCUUUCCUGGAAGAGUUUCUAAAACAAUUAAUUGACAUUAACUACCCGAAAGAAAAACUGCACUUGCUUCUGCGGAAUAACGUAGAGUACCACGAGUCAGAUGUUGAUGAGUGGUUCCAAACAUACAGCAGGAAAUAUGCUACAGCCAAGCGCAUUAAGCCCAGUGACUUCAUCAGUGAAGCAGAGGCCAGGAACGCUGCUAAGGAACGCUGCCUGGGCAGUUCGUGCGACUACCUGUUUUCAAUCGACAGCGUGGCCCGCGUGGAGCCGGACACCCUGCGGUACUUGCUCUCUUCGGGCUAUGACGUCAUCGCCCCGAUGCUUAAGCGCUCCGGAGGAGCCUGGUCCAAUUUUUGGGGAACGAUCAAUUCGCAAGGCUUCUACGCGAGAUCUGCAGAUUACAUGGACAUCGUAUUUCACGCCAUAAGGGGAAUAUGGAACGUGCCGUUUAUCACCAACUGCUACCUGAUGAAGAUGGCGACGUUUCGAGCCGGCGCCACCAAGACAGUCGACUACCACAAGGAGGGCGUGGACCCCGACAUGGCUUUCUGCGCUAACCUCAGAGAUCUCGGUGUGUUCAUGCACGUGAGCAACGAGUUGGAGUUUGGGCACCUGGUCAACCCCGAGAGUUUCGAUACAUCUCGCACGCACCCUGACGUGUACCAGGUGAUGGACAACAAGCCAGACUGGGAGGCCCGCUAUUUGCACCCAGACUACGCCGCUAACUUCGAAGAGGGCAAAAAACCCGCAAUGCCCUGUCCCGAUGUAUACUGGUUCCCAAUGAUGUCCAUGCGGUUCUGCAAGGAGUGGAUUGAAGUAAUGGAGGCGUACGGCCAGUGGAGCGAUGGAUCCAAUAAUGACAAACGUUUGGAGAGCGGAUACGAGGCGGUGCCGACGCGGGAUAUCCACAUGACGCAAGUGGGCCUGGACAAGCACUGGCUGCACAUUCUGAAGGAGUACGUGCGUCCCCUGCAGGAGAUGGUCUUCAUCGGCUACUAUCACAACCCGCCGGUGUCAUUGAUGAACUUCGUGGUGCGCUACCGGCCCGACGAGCAACCCUCGCUGCGGCCACACCACGACUCGUCCACCUACACAAUCAACCUGGCCCUCAACACGCCCCAGCUGGACUACGAGGGCGGCGGCUGCCAUUUCCUGCGCUACAACUGCUCGGUGACCAACACGCGGCCCGGCUGGCUGCUCAUGCACCCGGGCCGCCUCACGCACUACCACGAGGGCCUGCGCGUCACGGCCGGCACGCGCUACAUCAUGAUCUCCUUCGUGGACCCGUGAACACCCUACCUACAAUCGAAACUACUCGACCGCUACACUCAGAUUAUGACGAAUGCCUGCCAACAAAUUGACGGGUGUCGUGUUACCAACCGAGGCCAAUAUUACCUCGGCUCGUUUCUAAUUUGUCCCUUUUAUUCGCUUGACAGACUGUGUACUUAUGUAGAAAUAUUUACUAUAUAAACAACCAGCCGCGGAAUCAUGGUCGCAUUCUUCUUUUUACCACUUGUCAUGUUAUGUGUCACUUUCGCACAUACAUACUUGUUAAAACGUCAUGGUGACAAAUGAUAAAGAGCCGACCAUCUCAGCCCUACUGGUUCUUAACUUCACCUAGAGAAACUGUACUACAUGAACACAUAAGGAUAACUGACUAAAUACUGACUAGGCCAAAAGCAAAUCUGUCCCUCACGUUAUGUUAUAUAUGGCAGAAUACUUUGUUUAACUAAAAAUUGUGACCUGAUAUGUAAAUGUAAAUCCAUGAGUUUCUUAUUUAUUAACACAUUCACUGCCGGGAACCCACCUGGUGGGCGCUCGUGAACUUUGUUCAGAUGCCGGACAACCCGCUGGGCGGGUUGUUUUGUACGCAGCUAUAGACCACCGGUUUCUGGGGUUAUGCGCCGUUUUUUGUCUGGCAGUGAAUGUGUUAAAAAAAACAUCAAUAGUAUACGCUAUUCUAAAAAUUAAGUAUGUUGGUUUAUCUGUAUUUUGUUUUGGGUUGUACAUAUUACAUACUGGGUUGAUAUAAAUAAUGUGGUUAUAUGCAGUGUCUUGUCAAGUGGAGAGGCACAAAUAAUAGUGUCGAUAGUUCUGUCAUAAGUAAUAUAGAACAUGGCAAAACAAUCAUUUUAUAUCUGAUGAGAUGAAUAAUCUAAUAAAAUAAUUUAAUUAGAAUUUUCAAUGAAUGAUUAAUUAAGCCAAAGACUUAUUGUAAACUGAACAAUUGAUCGAAUUGACUAAUAAUAAUUGUAAGAAUCUA